AUGAGGAAAGGAAACAACUUGGCCGUGUACCUGGUGAAUCUGUCCAUCUCAGACCUCCUCUAUACGGUCUCCCUGCCCGUAUGGACUGAGCUGGCCCUGGGUCGGCCCGUAGGGGACACCCUCUGUAGCCUGGUGCCUGUGGUGAUGUACAACAGCUUCUACACCGAGUCUGGUCUCCUCUGCUGCAUCUCAGUGGAUCGCUACCUGGCUGUGGUCUAUCCUCUCUACUUCAACUGGGUGCGGCAGGUGCGUACUGCAGUGGCAGUUUGCGCUGCAUUGUGGUGUGUAGAACUGUCUAUCCACAUCUAUCUUCUUCACCAAACGGGGGCGCUGCAGGACUUCUCCUCCAGGCGGCUGUGUAAGGAGGGUAUGCCCACGGCCCAGGCGGACGCCCACAUUGCUCUGACCCGGGUGGCUCUGGGGUUCCUGCUCCCCCUUCUCAUCAUGAUCUUCUGCUUCCAUCAGAUUGUUUUGGCACAGCGCGACAGUGCCUCCUUGCUGGCCCGGGAGCGGAGGAAAGUCAGCCUCCUGUUGCUGCUCCUCCUGGUGACAUAUGUGAUGGCCUUCGCCCCCUUCCAGGCUGUUAUGUUCCUCAGAGGGGUGCUGGAGCAGUGA
Molecule: messenger RNA, 615 nt
Organism: Salmo salar (Atlantic salmon)
Lineage: Eukaryota; Metazoa; Chordata; Actinopteri; Salmoniformes; Salmonidae
Product: G-protein coupled receptor 4-like
Biological process (GO): G protein-coupled receptor signaling pathway
Cellular component (GO): membrane
Molecular function (GO): G protein-coupled receptor activity
Source: RefSeq, a predicted model, not a curated record